This is a messenger RNA of Colossoma macropomum (tambaqui), 4543 nucleotides long. It is a transcript of the gene rnf145b, whose product is annotated as ring finger protein 145b. Gene Ontology annotation, cellular component: endomembrane system; endoplasmic reticulum. The record is from RefSeq and is a predicted model, not a curated record. The transcript is spliced from 11 exons. Gene Ontology annotation, molecular function: ubiquitin protein ligase activity; zinc ion binding. Lineage: Eukaryota; Metazoa; Chordata; Actinopteri; Characiformes; Serrasalmidae. Bases 184 to 2256 code for a protein of 690 amino acids.
AGAUGGUGCGAGCGAAAAGCGGUGUCUUCUUGUCUUCUGCCGAAACUUUGGUCGUAAUAGACUGAUUACGUCUCACAACUGAGUUAAAAUGGUAGAUAUUCGAGCAGAGAAGUUUAACAAGACUGGACUGAAUACCGUUAAGUGAAGUGUUAUCAUCUAGUGUUGAGGAUAGCCCCAGUGGCCAUGGCCAUGAGGACGCGUCUGGAGGCAGUGCUAAAUGUGGGUCUGCGCAUACCCAGCAUCAUGCUGCUGGAGGUGCUGUACCGCUGGGACGUCAGCUCGUUCUUCCAGAAAAUCCAGAGAAGCAGCCUCAACAACAACCCACUUUUCCAGUACAAGUACCUGGCCCUCUAUCUGCACUAUGUUGGCUACAUCCUCAGCCUGGUGCUGCUGACGUUGCCACGGCAGCACCUGGUGCGCCUUUAUCUAUAUGUACUUACAGCUCUGCUGCUCUUCGCUGGACACCAGCUCUCCAGGGAUUAUGUUCGUAGCGAGCUGGACUCUGGCUAUGAAGGACCUCUUUACCUGGACCCGCUCUCCAUGAAUCGCUUUACUACAGCCCUCAUCGGUCAGCUAGUGGUGUGUACGCUGUGCUCGUGUGUGAUGCAGACCAAGCAGAUUUGGCUGUUCUCUGCUCACCUGCUCCCCCUAGUGGCCAGGCUGUGCCUAGUCCCCUUGGAGACCAUAGUCUUUAUCAACCGUUUUGCCAUGAUCUUCACUGGUCUAGAAGUGCUCUACUUCCUGGCCUCUAACUUGCUGGUGCCAUACAACCUGGCCAAGACAGCCUACAGAGAGCUAGCACAGGUUGUGGAGGUGUAUGGGCUUUUGGCUCUGGGCAUGUCUCUGUGGAAUCAGCUGGUUUUGCCUGUGCUCUUCAUGUGUUUCUGGCUGGUGCUGUUCACCCUGCAGAUCUACACCUACUUCAGCACACGAGACCAGCCGCCUUCACGCGAGAGACUGCUUUUCCUUUUCCUCACCAGCAUUGCAGAGUGCUGUUGUACUCCGUACUCUCUGUUGGGGCUGGUCUUCACUGUUUCCUUUGUGGCGCUGGGUGUCCUCACCCUCUGCAAAUUUUACCUGCAAGGCUACCGAGCCUUCAUGAAUGACAAUGCCAUGCACAGGGGGAUGACAGAGGGCAUUACUCUGCUGAUUCUGUCCGUUCAGACUGGGCUGAUUGAGCUCCAGGUCAUCCACCGGGCCUUCCUUCUCAGCAUCAUCCUGUUUAUCGUGGUGGCCUCUAUUUUGCAGUCCAUGCUGGAGAUUGCUGACCCCAUAGUGCUGGCGCUUGGGGCCUCCAGGGACAAGAGCCUGUGGAAGCACUUCCGAGCAGUCAGCCUGUGCCUGUUCCUUCUGGUUUUCCCUGCCUACAUGUCCUACAUGAUCUGCCAGUUCUUCCACAUGGACUUCUGGCUGCUCAUCAUUAUCUCAUCCAGCAUUCUAACCUCACUGCAGGUCCUGGGCACACUGUUGAUUUAUGUGCUUUUUAUGGUGGAGGAGUUGCGGAAGGCUCCUGUGGAGAAUAUGGAUGAAGUGAUAUAUUAUGUCAAUGGAACCUACCGACUGCUAGAGUUCCUGGUGGCAUUGUGUGUGGUGGCCUAUGGUGUGUCGGAGACGCUCUUUGGCGAGUGGACUGUGAUGGGCUCCACUAUAAUUCUGGUGCACGCCUACUAUAACGUGUGGCUGCGGGCACAGCUGGGCUGGCAGAGCUUUCUCCUUCGUCGAGACGCUGUGCACAAGAUCCAGAGCAUGCCCACGGCCUCGGCCCUGCAGCUCCAGCAGCACAAUGACAUCUGUUCCAUCUGCUAUCAGGACAUGAAGUCAGCAGUCAUUACACCCUGUGGUCACUUCUUCCACGCUGGCUGCCUGAAGAAGUGGCUGUAUGUACAAGAGACCUGCCCGCUCUGCCACGGUCAGUUAAAAAGCCAGUCGCAGUCUGCUAACACUAGUGCUCCUCUGGCCACGGAUGCCCCACCAGCUAAUCAGAACGCCCAGGAGACAGAACAGGAACAAUUGCUGGGUGAGUCUGCAGUAGAGGAGGGCUUUCAAGCUGAAAAGACUUCCUCGGAUUUUGAAGCCCAGUUAAGUCUUCAGAAUUCAGAUGAGCCAGAGCUCGAAGGGCAGUCGUUGGAGAAGUUCCAAGAAGAUUCAGAAAAAUGUGAUUUACUAGUGGAUAAAGAAAGCGAUGAAGGCCAGACUGAAGACCUGGAUGGUGAACAAGCUGCACACUCCAGUUCAAGUGUCCCUCCUUCCUCUUAAGUAGAGCUGUGCUAACACUGAAAUGCUGCCAAUGUUAAGGAAUCCUCAUUGGAGGUCAAUGGUUGAAUUUGAACACGAACUGUUUUCAUCUUGAUCAUAUUACAUACCCGCAUUGUAGCUGUUGUAGAGCCAUCCACAGAUUUAUCUUGGGGUGCUGGAGAGUUCUUUAUAUAGGGAGUGGGAUUAUAUCAUAACUGCAAAAUCUUGACUUUUUUUAAACCAUCUCUUUUUACCUUAACUGAGCUUUAAUACCAUCUCGUGGUGAUUUAUGUAUGAUUUUUUUGGAGGGUUUGCCAUAAUUUCUGUAAAGUUGAAAUAGUCCCUGAUUUUCCAGUGCACUAUAAAUGAGCCACAUUCAUUUCUUAAACUCUCUUAAAUGAAGUUGACAAUGGUUACAUUUAAAGGUACAUUAAUUAGGAUUUUCUUGUGAUUUUCAUGUUUCUUUAGGCAAUUGUAACACCUCCUGGUGCAAGCAUUUCAUAACACUCAGUAUUCAAGAUUUGUUGUAAUAGUUUCUAUAGUGGCUUUUUAGUAGUUCUGAGCUAAUCUGAUAAUUUGUCACACCAAAGUGAGGCAAAUGUGCCCCCUCCAUUCUUCGAAACAGCAUUUGCGCCAAACAAUUAGGAAUGAUUAUGCAGAAUUCAUGCACAUGAUUUAACAGUGGAGAGAAUUAUAAAAUCUUGGAAAAAUCUUCAUUAGUGCUCCUCAGCUUCUUAAAUGUUUACUGCAAGGAGCUGCUUUACAGCUUUUGUUAUCUAUGUCAAGGGUGUCUGGUCCUGGAGCUCUACCACCAGGUAAAAUUCUCAUUCAGCAUACCUGGCUCUCAUGUUGAGAUGCCCCUACAGGCCUUGAUUGCCUAGAUCAGGUGUGCUGGGUUUGGUUUGGAGCUAAACACUGCUGUGUGGUAGAUCACCAGGUCCAGGUUUAGGCAUGUCUGCCUAUGUAAAGGGAUAUGUUGUUGCUGACAAAACCUUAUAUCUCCAUAAAUACUAACUGUACAGGAGAAGUAAAAACCUUCUUAUCUUUUACUUAAAGAUAAUGGAAUAAAAUUGGUUUUCAAGUAAUUUUCAAUAAUUUCUGUCGGUCCAUUCGUAAUACAAUUUUUGCAGUGUAAAGAGGAGCUAACUUUUUCAAAUUCUGCCAAAAAUAUGAAAAGAAUUAGACAUGUAAGGUUUUGUUCUGACAGUGAAAACAUGUGCUGUAUUUUCAGCUGUUUUAUCAUGUGUAUGCCAGAGUUAUUUAUUACAGUGAGGUGGGAAAUAUUUUUCCAGAUCUUACUCAGUGGAGCAUAUAUUUUUUUGAAUUAUCAAGAUGAGUCAACUGGAGAGGCUAAACUGAAUUUGAUUCAGGCAGUCUCCUCAGUUCUUUUCCCCUGUCUUAUACUUUUUUUUUCCCCCUUGUUUCAUUAUUUAAAAGGCUGGAAGAGAGAAUCUGCUGUCUUUGAAAUGGUAAAUAUGCAUUAAUAAUAGACAAUCAGUUAAAAUAAAAACAGAUGGAAAAUCACAUUUUCCUCCUGAAGAUGUCCUAAAGACCAGUUACAUCAUUUCAGUCCACUCCACAAUUUGUGUCCAUAUUUCAAGUAACAAAAAAGGACAAGUCAUCAUAGAUAUUUGAACCGUACUUCAAACUGUUUUUUGUUGUAAUAUUUCACUAUUUGAGACUGAAGAUGAUGCUAUAUGGCAUUUGAAUCCCAUUGUAAGAACUUCAAGUAAGAACUUUGUGUCACCUGAUGUCAUGCCAUUCUGCUUUUGCACAGUCAUUUAAAGCAAUGCUGCAAAGUCAUUUUUUCCUAUCCAGCACGAAAUCCUUGUUGGUGCAUAUGAGGUACAAGAACCCUAUAUAAGUGUAAGUGUGUGUGUGUGUGUGUGUGUGUGUGUGUGUGUAUGUAUAUAUAUAUAUAUAUAUAUAUACAUACACACACACACACACACAUACGUUGCUAUCUAUAUUCCCUAACAGGAGUUUUGAUAUGCCAAACAGUGUUUAAGCAGUAUCAACCGUAAUGAUGUGGCCUUUGGGCUUGCAGGAACACUUUGGUGCCCUCUAUAGGUAGAAGUGGGAUUGAGCCUAAAAGUACUGAAUUGAGUUGUACUGCUCUGUUUGAGGCUUGUUGCUUUGACAGUAUUAAGUGAAGUAUUUUGACUUGGCAAGUUUGUGUAGAUGAAUACGUAUACUAAGGUAUGACUAAACAUAAACGCCAGUUACAUUGAAUUGUUAGUGAUGUCUUAGUUUUGCACAUUUCUUGAAGGAAAAUAUGUUGGUAGCAUUUGAGAUGUUUUGUUUCUUU